CAAAUAAUUUGAGCUCGAUAUGUUGAAGAGUAUUACGAUCUUACUACUCUCGGUGUGGCUGAUAGCAUCUCAAGAAGGAGAGACAGACCUUAUCGACCCACCAGAAGAAGAAGGAGACAUUGACCCUGAAGUCAAGACUGAAAAUGGAGUCUAUAUACUGAAUCCCACAAAUUUCGAAGGAUUUGUCAAGUCUCAGGAACUUGUUAUGGUUGAAUUCUAUGCUCCAUGGUGUGGUCACUGCAAGAAGUUAGCCCCCGAAUACGAUGCUGCUGCUUUUGAACUUAAACAAGCAGGAUCAGUCGGGGUCCUAGCAAAAAUUGAUGCAAAUGAACACCAAGAAAGUGGCAACAAGUAUGGAGUUCAAGGGUUUCCAACUCUGAAGAUCUUUAAAAAAGGAGUUGAUGAGCCUAUUGAUUAUGAAGGGGCAAGAAGUACAUUUGAAAUAGUAGAGAAGAUGAAGGAGUUAUCAGAUUCAAAUUGGGCUCCUCCAAAAUCUGAAGUCAUUGAACUGACAACUGAUAACUUUGAAGAAAUUGUUAAUAAUCAACCGAUGAUGCUUGUGGAGUUCUUUGCACCAUGGUGCGGACAUUGCAAGAAACUAAAACCAGAAUUCGAAAAAGCUGCCCAACAACUGAAACCUGAAGGAAUUCUCUUGGCCACUGUUGAUGCUACUGUAGAGAAAGAUCUGGCCAAAAGGUUUGACGUCACAGGUUACCCCAGUCUCAAGAUAUUCCGAAAUGGUAAAGUCAGUGAAUUUAAGGGUGGCCGAACUGCUCCUGAUAUUGUGUCCACAAUGAAGGUCGAGAAGAAUCCUCACACUGUAGAAAUCACGGCAAGCUCCCAAAAAAGAGAGGCUGAAAAACCGACCACAAUUAAAGUUAUUGGUCUGUUCCCUGGAUCAAACAAGGAUUCUAUCGAGUAUCAGAUAUUCGAAGAGCUUACGAACGACUUUAGGAGCUCCUACUCUUGCAGCCACUCUUUCGAUGCCUCAUUUGCUUCCAAAGUAUUCAAGGUAUCUAAACCCACUUUGGUUGUUGCCUACCCAAGUCUGUAUAUUGCAAAGAAAGAAAAGCCAUUUGUUACUACUCCAAUUCUUGCAGAAUCUGCGAAAGCCGACUUGACUGCUUUUAUUAGUUCAAAGGAUAAACCCCUGGUCGGUGACUAUGACUGUGCGAACUGUGCCCAGAUUUAUGAUACGGUGGACACAGUACGUAUAUAUACCAGCAAGGACUUUGGCAAGGGCUUUGAUAAAAAUACGAAAUACUGGCAAGAGAAGACAGCCACAGUGGCACGCAAGUUUGCUGGUAAAGGACUUCACUUUGUGAUGGCUGAUGAAGGCAAGCAGAGUGCUGAUAUGGCCGCCAUGAAACUUACCGAUCUUGGAGUCGAAACAGUGUUUGGUAUAAAGACAGCUAAAGGAGAUAAGUACAGCCCCAGUGAGGAUGAACUGGACGAUAUGGACGAUUUCGUGGAAACACUCACAGAGUUUGUCGAGCAGUACCUUUCUGGGGAACUCCAGCCGAGAAGAAAGAGUGCGCCAGUCCCGAAGAAACAGUCCGGAGCAGUAACAGUUGUGGUUGGGAGCACAUUUGAUAAGAUUGUCAAGGAUCCUACUCGGGAUGUCCUGAUAGAGUUCUAUGCUCCUUGGUGCGGACAUUGCAAACAGCUUGAACCUAAAUUCAACCAACUUGCUAAGGAACUCAAAUCUGAUAAGAACCUAGUGAUAGCGAAGGUAGACUCUACAGCGAACGACGUACCAAGCGAGUUUAACGUGAAGGGGUUCCCAACAAUCUACUUCGUACCAGCCGGUGGAGAUAAGGAACCUAUUGUGUACGAUGGUGCAAGAGAGGUUGAAGAUCUGAAGAAGUUUAUGAAAGAAAACUCUGUUCUUGCGUUUGGUGGCGGCAAUGUCCUAAGGGAGGAGCUGUAAAACCACAAGAUCUGCUUUUCUUCAACAUUCCCCCGAAUCUUAGAAACAUUCACCGAGUGUUUUCGCUGUGAUUUGAUAGGAGUUUAUCAUAUAAAUAUAUAUAUAUAUCUUCAGACCAUUAUUUACUGUUUAUCAAGUUUAUUGAUAGAAUUUUGGGAUUGGAGCUCUUUUUACCUAUUCGAGCUUUUCAUUUGGUGUCAUCUUAUGGUUACAUCCGAGUCCAUUAUAGUGUUUACACUUUACAGAGUUUUGAAAUUAUUUAUUGUUACGUUUUUAUCUUUGCUAUUCCGCUGUAUCAAUUAAGACGUCGAAGUUUCACGCUUAAAAUGAAAUAAG
Molecule: messenger RNA, 2266 nt
Organism: Bolinopsis microptera
Lineage: Eukaryota; Metazoa; Ctenophora; Tentaculata; Lobata; Bolinopsidae
Product: protein disulfide-isomerase A4-like
Exons: 13
Coding region: 20-1930 (636 amino acids)
Biological process (GO): response to endoplasmic reticulum stress; protein folding
Cellular component (GO): endoplasmic reticulum; cell surface
Molecular function (GO): protein disulfide isomerase activity
Source: RefSeq, a predicted model, not a curated record